Miscanthus lutarioriparius is the source of this 1461-nucleotide messenger RNA. The record is from the annotation of a GenBank genome assembly. Lineage: Eukaryota; Viridiplantae; Streptophyta; Magnoliopsida; Poales; Poaceae.
AUGUGGCGCCGCCAGCUCCUCCGCCGCCUAUUCCCAUCUCCGGCCACGGGCGCCACCUCCGCGCCCCCUUCGCCUUUCCUGCGACACCUCUCUACCUCAAGCACCCCGAUCCCGACCCCGGCCACUUCCCUCGCCUCCUCCCUCGCGUCGGCGCUCACCGCGCUCUCCACGACCCCGCCGCCCGCCACUACCCCGGACGCCUACUUCUCCCUCCACUUCUCCGACGUGCGCCCCACCAACGCGCUCCUCGCCGAGGCGCUCGAGCUCUCCCCGCCCGCCACCUCCCGCGCCGCUGCCGACCUCUUCCGCUUCCUCGUCCGCCGCCGCUCGCUCCACCCCUCCGACGGCGCGCUCGCGCCCGUCGUUCGCCACCUCGCUCGUCGCCGCGACUUCCCCGCCGUGCGCGCGCUUAUCCAGGAGUUUCCCACCGCUCUCGGGCCCGCCACGCUCGAUGCCUAUCUCCAGCAGCUCGCCAGAGCCGGGCGCCCAACGGACGCUGUCAAGGUGUUCGACGAAUUGCCGGAGCAGCUCCGUAACCGCGAGGCUCUUACUUUGCUGGUCUCCGCCCUUUCUGCCGAGGGCUUCCCCUCGCACGCAGAGCGUGCAGCCAAGAAGGUCGCCAAUGAGAUCUUCCCAGAUGACAAUAUCUGCACUUUGCUGGUAUCUGGCUAUGCCAAUGCUGGUAAGCUCGACCAUGCGCUAAGGUUGAUUGGUGAGACACGCAGGGGUGGGUUCCAGCCAGGAUUGGUUGCAUACAAUGCUGUUCUUGAUUGUGUCUGCCGGCUCUGUCGCAAGAAGGACCCACUGAGGAUGCCUAUGGAAGCGGAGAAGUUCUUAGUUGACAUGGAAGCCAAUGGCAUUCCCCGUGAUGCUGGGACAUUUCGGGUUCUGAUCACAAAUUUUUGCAAGAUCCGCAAGACAGAGGAUGCCAUGAAUCUGUUCCGGCGUAUGGGUGAGUGGGGCUGCUCACCAGAUGCUGACAUGUACUUGGUCCUCAUCAGGAGCUUGUACCAAGCUGCCCGGACUUCAGAGGGGGAUGAGAUGAUGACGUGGAUGCGGUCUGCAGGAUUUGGAGAUAAACUUGAUAGGAAGGCAUACUAUGGAUUCAUCAAGAUUUUAUGUGGAAUUGAGAGGGUUGAGCAUGCUGUCAAGGUAUUCCGUAUGAUGAAGGGUUAUGGGCAUGCUCCUGGAGUAAAAUCAUAUAGCUUGCUCAUUGAGAAGCUGGCUAGGCACAAUUUAGGGGAUCGUUCCAAUGCACUGUUCAGGGAGGCAGUUGCACGUGGUGUACCUGUGGCACAAGGAGAGUAUAAUAUUGACAAAAGGUAUGUCAAAGCAAAGAAGGAGAAGAAGGUGAAGAAGAGGCUGACUUUGCCGGAGAAGAUGAGGUUGAAGAGCAAGAGGUUAUACAAGCUCAGAAUGAGCUUUGUCAAGAAGCCCAAGCGUCGAAUGAUCCGGGGUUAA